AUGGGAAAAUAAGAACUUAAGGCAAUUGAAUGCGAUACAGAAAAGGAUCAGCAAAAAGAGGAAGAAGUUCAAGAAUAAAAUAAAAAAGUUGUUUCUUCCCGUAAAAAUAUAAGAAAAGCCAAAUGGAAAUAUAGAUGUGUCAUGUAUCCUACCAUACAAUAGAAUUUUUGCUUUUAUUUAUAUGGAUCAUUGAUUCUUCACUCUGAUUAUAAUCCAGUUAAUGUAUUUUCUUCAGACACAAUGGAUCUAAUCCAAAGACAUUAAUAAGUAGAAAGCGUUAUUAUUAACAAAUAAGUUGGCGCUAUUGAAAUUAAAUAUAAUAUUAUAAGUCCUGGAAUUCUGGAUUUUGCCUUCUUAGUUAAACACUUUGAAAAUAAAUAAUUACAGUCAUUUUAUAAUUUCGCACAAAGUCUCAAGGAUUUCAAAAUAUUUGUCGAUGUAAUCAACUAAAAAAUUAUUGACAAAAAAAAAAUAUUGAACAAGAUGCCAAAGGUAUUGGAUAUUAUGGAUUAACAAUAUUUCUAAUUUGAGAAAUGGGCUAACGAUUUGAUUGAAAAACAUUUUAAAGAUGAGUUUUUUUCGUAUAGCUUAUAUUAAUCAAACUACAGAAAAGGCUACGCUGAAUUGAAAAAAUAAGUUUCUUCACACAACACCAUUUCUCUCUACGGAUAAUCAAUAAGUGAUGUUUAUGAAGCCGAAAUAUGCAAAAUGAAGAACAAAUCAGUUUAGUUUGAAAAAUACUAAGAUUUCAAUAUAGAUUUAUUGAUGGAGUGUUUAACCUUUAUAAUCGGAGCUAAUGCCAGCUAGCAAUCAUUUUAAAAAAAAAAUCUCUAAAUGAGCACCAUCGAAGGGUUUUAAUUACCAGUAACUAUAGAAAUUUAUAAAUUAAAGUUUUAUGACUACAAGAAAAAUGAUCCAAACUUCCACUUUGUCUCUGAAUAUGAUUACAUGAUGAUAAUUAAUGUAGUUAAAGUUGACGAUUUGUGGCUUAAGAGACUAAUUGAUAUCAGAAAGGAAUUGGAAAAUUAUAAAAAACCUAAUAAUCAGCCUUUUAUGAUUGAAGCAUCAUAAGAAUUCAAUCAUAUAAAUAGUUUACUUUUCAAAGAAGAAGAUAAUGAAAUUUUAAGAACUGUGAAAAAAAAUAAUUCUUUUAAUCAUAUGCAGUUUGAAUCGUUUGAAGAUGCCAUGGAUUCAUCUUAUAAGGUAAAUGAGGGUUUAAUCAGCAGUUCCCAUAUAAGUUCUGUUGGAGUUAAAAGUGAUAAUGAAACAAUUAAUACAGAUACAUGCGAAUAUUUUACUCCUGAGGUAAUCGAUUUAGCUGGAAAUAAAGAGCAUUAAGAAUAUCUAAAUAAACAAAUAAUGUAAUUACAAUAGAAGGAUUAAAUUGCUCAAAACUUAAAUACAUUCUUUUAGCUAAAGCAAUAAGAAAUAGAGCUAUCUAACAUUGAGUAUAGCUGCCAAGUUGAAUAUUUUUUGGACAAAUUUUAUUCUUCUGACAAAGAAGAUUAAAAAUAAUGUCAAUUCAAAGUGGUUUGA
Tetrahymena thermophila SB210 is the source of this 1536-nucleotide messenger RNA. RefSeq lists its product as hypothetical. The transcript is spliced from 2 exons. NCBI's taxonomy places the organism in Eukaryota, Ciliophora, Oligohymenophorea, Hymenostomatida, Tetrahymenidae. The record is from RefSeq and is a predicted model, not a curated record.